Molecule: messenger RNA, 4462 nt
Organism: Gaeumannomyces tritici R3-111a-1
Lineage: Eukaryota; Fungi; Ascomycota; Sordariomycetes; Magnaporthales; Magnaporthaceae
Exons: 4
Coding region: 330-3764 (1144 amino acids)
Biological process (GO): regulation of transcription by RNA polymerase II
Cellular component (GO): mediator complex
Molecular function (GO): transcription coregulator activity
Source: RefSeq, a predicted model, not a curated record
CAGACGCGCACCCACCGCGACCGUUGAUUUUGAAGCGUCAAUUGAUUCUGACGGCCCUGCGCUCGGACGCCUCGGGUGGGUUCGCCAGUGCCGAAGACGAAGCUGUGACUUGUCGCAAGACACAAAGGGAGAGCUCCCUCGUUGCCUGCCGCUUUCGCUCUCCAUUGGCCAGAUCCGUCCACUGCGUCCCAUCAGCGCCCAGCAAAGGCCCAGCUGCGCUGUUUCCCUUGACGGCAUCCAUACCAAACGAGUUUCGGCCGAGCGAGGGGUCACGCGAGAAACGUCAACGAGACCCCGACCGAUGCGACGCUGCUAGUAGGUAGCCGCCGAUGGAGGCUGACGCGACAGGAGGAGUGGGAAGAGGAGUAGGAGGACUAGGAGGAUCAGUGGUAGACAAAGGUGGAGGCGAGACGGCACCGGCGCCGGCACCAGUACCGGCGCCAGGAACAGUUGGAUCCGCGCCGAGCGGCGGCGACACCACAAUGACGACGACGGCGACGACGACCCCCGCCACCAUGGCCAUGGAGCAAUGGACGCUGUUCCUGUCGCGCUGCCUGGCCACACGCCUCGACCCGGAGACGUUCGAUUCGUACGUGGUGCUGCUGUACGCAAAGCACCCGCUGCCGCCCCGCGCCGUCGCCGACGUCUUCCUGCGCCCGCGCCCCGGAAACUCGGACUGCCUCGACCCGCGCAUACCGCCAUACCUGCAGAUUCUACUGGCCCACCAGUUCGUCGAUGCCCUGUCGAUCCUCGAGGCCAUGUACCGCUACUCGACCUCGCAUACCCAGAGCCGGGCUGGCAUGCCGGCGCUCAAAGAUGGCGAGGACGAGAAACUAACCGGCGGGGUCAAUGACGCUGGUGGGAAGAAUAAUGGACGGCGCCGCCAGAAGCAGCAGCCCCUGGUAUGGGGCAGCUCGUACGCGGCCGAGGAGCACACCUUCUACCGCUUGACCAAGUCUAUCGCUCAGGGUUCUGGCAUAAGAAGCGUUCGAGACGCCAUCGAGAUCGCAAGGGUUAUGGCCCGGUGGAUGAACCUAUUCACUGCCGCCGCCGCCGCCUUCGCCGCCGACCCCAUGGGCCCGCUGCAGAACUCCCUGCCGCUCCAGGAGAUGGAGUCGGCCCGCGCCGGCUUCGUCAUGUUGCUACUGGGCCUCUGCGAGAGCAAACUCAUGCUCUCGUCAUUAAGCCAUGUCGAGGCAAAAGUCGCCCGCAAGGAGCUCUCGCAGAGCCUGGCCAAUUUUGUGCCGUCCAUGGUACAGAGCGCUGCGCAGAUCGCUGCCCGCCUUGAAGUCUUCAGGACCGAGACCUUGGCUGGCUUUGAGCCUGUGGACAAGGCUAUAGAGGCCGCUCAGGGAGAGAUGAACGCCCUCCUCGACUCGGCCGUGCCGCCCGAGAACCUGGUUCUCCCCGAAAUACUCAUCAGCCAUACACGCGCCGGUCUCUAUAUAUACGUCAACUCUCUUCUCGCCGGUCGUCCGCUCAUGGACGAUGUCGCCAUAUUCAACUAUCUACACAACCGAUUCCAGGGAAACCUGCAGCAAAUGGCUAUUGACCUAAUACUAGCCUCGUUUGAUAUGAUCGCCCACGCGGCCACCUCCCGACAGCCACAAAGGGCGGCGCACGUGCUGAGGUCCUACCUGACGAACAAGGUGCCGCUACUGCUGGUAUCCCUGGCCGCAUCCGCCACCCCUUUGUACCCCCUCAACGCCGCGGCCUGUGUCGAGCACGCGGUUCGGCAGGUUGGCUCGGCCACCUUUCCCAACAUGUCCGAGUACCUGGUCAGCUCGAACCGCAACGGCAACACCCUGACCGAAGGCACACGCGAGGACUUCCUUUUCGCCUGCUGCUUGCAUGGCCUCAUUCCUGAGGCGCGCAUCGUACCCAUUCUUAACGAGGCUUGUAUCAACUCGCUGCCGCCCGAGGGCCGCCUCGUCAAGGACAACCUGGUGCAGGAGUGCCUCGCAGACCCAGAGAAGACCCACCAGCUGGUCAGGAAUCUCGACAAGUGCGACGGCAACGUCGGCGCCAUCAGCCAGGCCCUGGUCGAGGUGCUCGGCCAGCUAUGCGACAUGAAGGAGACCAUGACUUUGAAGACGCUGUGUAAUCAACUAGCGAGAGACCCCGUCUAUCUCGACGUGCUGCUGCUCUUUGACAAGUUGCCAACCAUAGUAACCCCACUCUGCGAGCUUCUGGAUAACUGGAGAUACGACGAGGACCAGGGCGAAUUCCAGCCCGUCUACGAGGAGUUCGGAUCCGUCCUCCUCCUGCUGUUGGCCUUUAUCCACCGCUACAAUCUCACUGCCGCCGACCUGGGCACCAGGUCCGCCGACUCGUUUAUCGCUAAGCUGAUAAGUCGCGGGCACAUGGCCCUGCACCUGGACGAGCUCUCGGAGCAGGAGCAGAGCCACCUCGACAAGUGGAUUCAUGGUCUCUUCGAUAGCGAUGCUGGUGGCCUAGGCGAUGAGCUGAUGUCUGCGUGUCCGCCGCAGGAGUUUUAUCUCUUGAUACCCACUCUCUUCUACAAUAUCGUACUCGCCGUCAGUACGGGCUGCCUCUCCGAGGACAGUCUUAAGAGCGGCUUGGAGUAUCUUGUCGAUACCUUCCUUCUCCCGGCCCUGGUGCCAGCAAUUAUUUAUCUGUGCAACCAUCUUUGGAUCGAUCGUUCCGAAGAACAAAAGGCCAUCAUCAGGAUACUACAGCUUAUCAUCGCCCCCAGUUCCAUUUCCAAUGAAGCAUCCACAAUGCUCACAUCCGUGCUAUGCAUGGUCGCCAAGCCGCUCGAUCUUGCACUGCGUACAUACCAACGUCAGGAUGUGAAGAAUCAGGACAUCGAUCCGCUGCUCCGUAUCCUAAAGGCGCAAGUCCCGGUGUCGAGGCGUACGGGGGCUGCCGAUAACAACGAGCUCGAUCAAUGGACGGGCACGCCCGGCGGCGGCAUCAACCAGGCCGUUCGUCACACAUUCAGGGGCCUCGUGUCUUGGAGCCUGGCGCCUCCCGACCCCGAGCGGACCCCAACCCCCUACACGCACCGUCAGAUGCUGGUCGCCCUCCGGCUAAUGCGGGCGCGUGGUCUGUUGCGUCUCUUGCUGGACGAAUUCCGGCAGCAGGCCGUGCAAGGCAACGAGGGCGUCGCGCUCGACGUCUGCUGUGCCCUAGUCUGCGCGCCGGACUCUGGCGCGGGCGAGCAGCCGGAUGAGGCGGCGGCCCGGCAGCAACAUCAGCAAAUGAACAACAUGCUCGACGCAGCCGGCGGCGUCGUGGCCCCCGUGCCCCUGCCGCCCCAGCAGCAGCGCCUCAUGUCGCUCCGCCAGGCGCUGCGCUACGAGGCCGAGGACUGGAAGAAGAUCCAGCGCCACGAUCCGGCCAUGGCCGAAGCCGUCGUGCGCCUGCACCGCCGCGUCGAGGAGCAGAUGGCCGUGUCGGACGCCGCCGUCGCCGCCGCGGCUGCCGCCGCCACGGCUGCCGCCACGGCCGGCAUGCUACAGGGCGGCGACAUCAACGACAUGAUGGCUGGAGAUGCGGCCAUGGCGGCCGCGGCCGCGGCAGUCGCGGCCGAGAACACGGCAGGCGCCGACGGCAUGUCGCUCGACACUUCAGUCGGCGUCGGGCUCGACCUCGGCGGUGGCGACCUCAACCUGGGCGGCUCAUCGGCCAACUCGGUCGGCGGUCUCGACGGCGGCCUCGACCUGGGCGACGACAUGUUCAGAGGGCUGGGGCCUCUGGAUGGACUGGGUGGGUGGGAUGAUGUUAUGGACAUGAGUUGAGGUCUUUGGUCUUUGCGCCACUCUGCACAAAGGCACAAGCGCAUCAUACACCAUCAUGCUGCGUGUGAGCAAGCUGUGAUUUCAAUCGCCUUGUAAACGGUGCCUAGCGACUUCUUUGGGUAGAUGAUAUGUAACAGAAACAGCGACGCGAAAAAAAGAAGAAAAAAAAAAGAGUUAAAAAUGGGUGGUUGUUUCUUUCUUAUCAUUCCCAAUCAGGCCACCACCACAUCUUUAGGCCCUUCCGGGAUACCUGUCGAGGAGAUGAUUUAUGACGGCAAGCCGUCCAAUCAACGACGGCAUCCCACCAGCCCGCAGAAGACAAGCAUCACUUGACGUUACAUAUGCAAGGCAUCAAAUCAAAAAUCAUCCGAUUGUCUAUCGGAUGGAUAGAUCUUCUUGGAGGGGGGGGCCGGGACAUCCCGUCCGACGUGCAUGCGAGAUGGAGGAGGCCAUGGUUGCAGUAGGAAGCUGCUGUGGCCGCGGAGCGAAUUCAACAUGGAUGCGUCUAGUCUUUUUGUCUGGUAUUGCAGGUGGUGUUUAUUUAUCAUGUGAAACGUCUGUUCCUUCUAUUCAAGCCCACCCUUCGUCGAGCCACCUUGAGAAAAAAAAAUCUGGCUGAGAAAUGCACAGGACCUUCAUAGGAACAGUGUAAAAAAGAUCCAAAUCUCUCCCAUGGAAUGUUGAUACAAUAAGAAAAG